Messenger RNA from Ahaetulla prasina, 4083 nucleotides. Its product is annotated as cytosolic phospholipase A2 epsilon-like. The transcript is spliced from 20 exons. Gene Ontology annotation, molecular function: calcium-dependent phospholipid binding; calcium ion binding. Gene Ontology annotation, biological process: glycerophospholipid catabolic process. The record is from RefSeq and is a predicted model, not a curated record. Gene Ontology annotation, cellular component: cytosol. Lineage: Eukaryota; Metazoa; Chordata; Lepidosauria; Squamata; Colubridae. Bases 64 to 2487 code for a protein of 807 amino acids.
GAAGCCAUUAUUAUUUUAGAAGUGUUCUUCAUAGCGUCUCACUUGGACGUAAUUGUUCCUAGAAUGGAAUCGCUUACUACUUUCCUUAAGAGUAUGGAGUCACCAUGUUAUAUCUUAACUGUAAGAAUUAUUCGAAUGAGGAAUCUCCGUCAAGAAGAUUGGUUCAGUGAAUCUGAUUGCUAUGUGACCUUGUGGCUUCCUACUUCCUCACUGGAAAAAUUUCGAACCAAAACAGUUACAAACUGCAAAGAUCCAGUAUGGAAUGAAGUAUUCUAUUUCAGGAUCCAGAGUCAAGUCAAGAAUGUUUUGGAACUGACAAUAUGCGAUGAAGAUUUCUAUCGAAAUGACGACAACCGUGUAAUUUACUUUGAUGUGGCUAAAAUCCCACUUGGAGAAUCAAUAAUGGUCAAAUUUGAAUUGGAUCACCUGAAAAAUGAAGAAAUGGAAGUUGAAUUUACUUUGGAGAAUAUAGAGGGUCCACUUGAAACAAUAGCUACAAAUGGAGCGGUGGUGUGCCGUGAAUUCUGCUGCUUGGAGUUUCAGGUGGACAGGAAGAAGCGGAAGAAAAAGAAUAAGACUUCUAAACAUGUUAAAUGUACCUUGAAAGGAUCCUUUGAAGAAACUCAAAACAUUUCAUUGACUUCUGCCAACAAGCUGCAAUGCACCGAACCUUCCUUUUUCCAUUAUGCCAAGUACAAUCCAGCAGAACUGGACAUUCUUCUUCCAGGAAAGAGAUCGUUUCUCUCUUUUUGUUCUUGUAUGUCAUGUGGAACUGAUGCUGCCAAAACCAGAAAGUUGACCUUGCCUGUACAUUCAUUUCCCUUAAAUCAGGAAAUAAUCAAAGAGGAUAAAGAAUUUAAUUUAUACUUCACAGCACAGAACUGCACAUCAAACUUAGAUGUACGUUUAGGGUUUGAUCUUUGUCCAGAAGAAGAGGCUUUCCUGAAAAAACGGAAAAAAGUGACUGCUGCUGCUUUCAAAAAGAUUCUCCAGCUUGAGGAUGAUCUGCAGGAAGAUGAGGUACCAGUGGUGGCUAUCAUGACAACAGGCGGUGGGAUCAGAGCAGUUACGGCGAUGUAUGCUCACCUACUGACAUUGCAGAACUUAGGUGUUUUGGACUGUGUGUCCUAUCUCACUGGAUUGUCCGGCACAACAUGGACAAUGUCAUGCUUGUAUGAGGAUCCUAACUGGUCCCAAAAUGAUUUAGAAAAGCCACUCAGGGAUGUGCAAAACCAUGUGACAAAAAACAAGUUGGUGGCCAGUUUUGCCCCAGAAAAGCUGAAGUACUAUGCAAAGGAACUGUGGCAACGUGAUCAAGAAGGGUACACUGUAUCUUUCACAGAUUUAUGGGGAUUGAUCAUUGAAGCUCUGUUACACAGUGAGGAAAACCCUCACAAACUUUCAGAUCAGCAGCAGGCCCUAACUGAUGGACAGAAUCCUCUACCAAUAUAUCUUUGCCUCAAUGUGAAAGAGAAACUAAGUAAUCGAGGGUUCAGAGAAUGGUUGGAAUUCACACCAUAUGAAGUUGGAUUCCAAAAAUAUGGUGCCUACAUUCGUGCUGAACACUUUGGUAGCGAAUUCUUCAUGGGUCGUUUGAUGAAGAAAAUCCCAGAAUCACGUAUCUGCUUUUUAGAAGGAAUCUGGAGUAGUGUGUUUUCUCUGAACAUUAUGGAUUGCUGGUUCCUGGCUACCAAUUCAGAAGAUUUUUGGCAGAUCUGGACACGAGACAGAAUAACUGAAAUUGAAGAGCUUGGAUGCUGUCCAAAAGCAUAUAAACUUCCUGUUCGAGUCCAGUAUCCUCCAGGAAGCCUUGCCAGCAUUUUGCAAGAUGUUACUAUGUGGCGACCUGCUGUGUCAUUGGUCCCCAAUUUUCUGAGAGGUUGCCCAAUGCACGAUGAGUAUUUAGAGAGUGGAUUUGCAAACUGGAAAGAUUGUGAUCUUGACAGUUUUCCUAACCAGCUAACUGGAGCCGAAAAGCAUCUGUAUCUGGUGGAUAAUGCAUUUGUCCUCGAUACCAGCUAUCCCCCACUUAUGAGGCCGGAGAGAAAAGUGGACGUCUUCAUACAUUUAAAUUAUAGCUCAGGUUCACAACUGCGGCCUCUGCAAAUGGCCUCAGAUUAUUUCUCAGAACAAGGAAUUCCUUUUCCCAGAAUUAUCCCACAGGAACAAGAUGAAAAAGAUGUAAAGGAAUGCUAUUUGGUAGGAGAUCAAGAAGAUUCAAAUAUUCCAUUAGUUCUUCUUUAUCCCCUGGUUUGUAAUACCUUCCAAAAUUAUAAAGAACCUGGUGUGAAGCGUAGUCCUGAAGAGAUGAAUGAUGGUGAUAUUGAUGUGACCAGUACCUAUGGUCCUUAUAAUGUUUAUGCUUUGCAAUAUUCAGAAGAGGAUUUUGAAAAAUUGAUAAAACUGAGCCAGUACAACAUCCAAAAUAACAAAAGUACUUUGAUUGAUGCUUUACGGUUAGCUGUGGAACGGAAAAAAAGAUUAUAAGAAGAGCCUUCAUAUAUUGAGAUCGAAAACUUUUGUGGGAGAGGGUGCCUCAGUUUUUCCUGCACCACAAAACAAAGCAUUUCAUUCCAGAAGGAAAGUAAGAUAAAAUAAUCAAAAAAAUAUUUAAGAUCCUAGCCAUGAAGGAAAAAAUGCUGCUUUUAUGAAAAUAAAUAAAUUGUAAAACCUGAAAUGCUCUUUUAAUGAAUUCUAAUUGUCUUUUGGCAACAGACUCACAUGGAUACAGAACUUUCUACACUGUUAAAUUUGGAAGAUUUUCUAAACAACCACAAAAAAGUGCCCUGUGAAAAAUGUUGUUUUUGCCUUGUAAUGUUGAUGCUUAUAGGUUUUUGUCCAAAAAACAGUUUUCUCUCUGAAACAUUUCCAUUUCUAAUGUGAGAUGUAUUUUUUCUUUGUUUCUGUAACAAAGAAAGGUUAUGAAGAAUAUAUGAUAAUGUCUUUCCUAAAAGUUAUUUUGGUCUGGUGCCAUAUGAAUGGUGAGAAACAAUUUUUAAGAAUCUAAAAUCAGUUUCUGAUAAAUAAAUAAUGAUGUCAGUUUAAAAACAUGUAUAAGCAGGAGGCAACUGCAAACAUGCUACUUAAAUCCAGUGGGUUUUAUUGGUUGGAAUUAUUUUCAUGUUGCAAUGUUAUAAUUUGGGCUCUGUCCUUCCCUGCCAGCAUGCAAGCAAUCAAAACUAUUAAACAUCAACCAACUAUAAAAAAGGAGAGAUAUUUGCAUAUCACCCAUGACUAGAGUAGAGUCAUACUACAUCCAUUAAGUCAGGAUUUGUUUAUUCAUCGUCAGAUGAAUAAACUAUUCAUAAACCUUACUUUACAAAUUACAAAAACUAUGUUCACAUACCCAAUAUAACACACAAAUACACAUUAAGGGCCUAGGAAUAUAUGUGUUUCCUCACUAAAGAGAGAUAAGCUAAAUAUCCAUAGAAGUCACUUUUCCCAAUAUUAAUAAAAAACAAAAUUUAAAAAAUCAAGUAUAAAGUUUCCUUUGUAAAACAAUCCAGCAUUGACACUUAUGCAGAAUCCACAGCGAGAAUGUUAAAAUUUUCAAAAGGUUCCAUUAAACCAUACUAGAAUAUUCCCUCAUUGCAGAAUUAACGAAUGUAAGUGUAAACCUUGCAGGUAGGCACAGUGUAAUACUUUUCAGAAAAAAACAUAUCAAAGCAAGAAAAACAAAGUUCUACAAGAAGUGUCUGCUCUAAUCUCUGCUGACAAAUUUUAAAAAGCUAAACACAAGACAGAUUUUCACUUCCAAUGGCUUGUUUUAUCUCUUAUUUCAACUAUCUUGUAAUAUCUUUAAUUAUAGGAUUAAUCUACCCUACAACAUUUUUCUUUCUUUUUUCUAUUCUCGUUUCAGUAGCGUUGUCUUCUUUUUCUCUAUUGCUUAGCUAAUUUCAGCAACUAUCAAAAUAAUGGAAAUUAACUGUAGCCACAUAAGAGAGAAACACUUGAAAAAAACCAGAAGCUUUGUGUGGCGAGACAGUCUGGAAAUAGCGGACUCUGAUGAGCCUUGCAAAAAUCCAGGCUGACAAACCACUGUCUGGGGGUCUUCAGACCGGAUCUGUCCUGUAGGUAUGGGGA